ACUUCACUUCCCAUUUAACAGGCAUCAACCAUAUCUUAAAGUAACAUCUUUUUCUUCCUCUUCAUCAUCUGAAUUUCCUAAUAAUGGAACUUCCGUCCCCCUUCUCCAUUUUAUCUUCUCUCAUAUUCGUCAUAUUUUUCGUCUCUUUACUCAAAAAAUCGAGACGAAAAUCGAAGUCGAAUCUCCCUCCCGGGCCACGGAAGCUACCAUUGAUAGGAAACAUGCACCAAGUCGCUGGAAAAAUUCCGCACCUUGUUCUCAGAGAAUUAGCACAAGAAUGCGGCCCUCUAAUGCACUUGCAGCUCGGCGAAAUAUCGGCGAUUGUUAUAUCGAAUCCACGGGUGGCUAAAGAAGUGCUCAAGACGAAUGAUCUUGCAUGCGCCGAUAGGCCCGAAUUGAUUUUAACAACUAUUAUUUUGAAAAACUGCCGUGACAUAGUCUUGGCUCUGUACGGUGAUUACUGGAGACAGAUGCGGAAGAUUUGUACACUGGAGCUUCUGAGUGCGAACAAAGUAAGGUCUUUUCGUGCCAUUCGGCAGGAUGAGACAUGGCAGCUACAUCAAUCGAUCAGAUCAUCGAUACAAUCAGGAUCACUAGUUAAUAUUAGUGACUUGGUUGGUAAAUUGGCUAAUGCCAUAACGUGUAGGUCUACAAUUGGAGAGAAAUGCAAGUACCAAGAUGAGCUUGUGGAGUGUGUUGAGGAGAUUGCUCAUCUUGGUUCCGGGUUUUUUAUGGCGGAUAUGUUUCGGUCCAUAAAAUUCCUUCCUCUGAUUACCGGGAUGAAGCCCGCGUUGGAGAGAAUUAGGCGGAAGCUUGAUGUUAUCUUUGAUUAUAUUAUCAAGGAGCAUGAGCAAAAAUUGAGGAACCGGAAAGAAGGAUCUGAAGUUGUGGCUGAAGAGGAGGACUUGGUCGAUGUUCUUCUGAGAAUUAACCAGACUCAGCGCCUUGAGUUUCCCAUUUCUUCGAAUGACAUCCAAGGCCUUGUUUUGGAUAUGUUUACGGCUGGAACCGAUACCUCUUCAGCAGUGCUCGAAUGGACAAUGUCCGAACUAAUGAAAAACCCGAAAGUAAUGAAGAAGCUGCAAGCCGAAGUGAGGGAAGUAGGGAACGGAAAAGAACGAAUAGACGAAACAGAUAUACCAAGAAUGAGCUACUUAAAGCUGGUGGUCAAAGAAGCCUUACGUUUACAUGCACCAGUUCCAUUGUUGCUACCAAGAGAAUGUCGAAAAGAAUGUGAAAUCGAUGGUUACACAAUCCCCGUAGGAACCAAGGUCAUCGUAAACGCGUGGGCAAUCGGAAGAGACCCCGAGUACUGGCCUAAUGCCGACAGUUUCAUACCCGAGAGAUUCGAGAACAGUUCGGUGGAUUAUACAGGGGCUAAUUACGAGUUCAUUCCGUUUGGCGCUGGCCGAAGAAUGUGUGCUGGAAUCUCGUUCGGGGUAGCUACCGUUGAGCUUCCGCUAGCUCAAUUAGUCUAUUCUUUCGAUUGGAAGCUCCCUAAUGAAAUGAAGCCGGAGGAUUUGGACAUGGAUGAGACUAAUGCAGCUACGAGCAAGAGGAAGAAUAAUCUAUUGCUAAUUGCUACGGAUUAUCCGAUUCGAUCCGUGAAUUAAAUUUUAAAUUGAAGUCUUUGUCAUACUGUCACGUUAGGAAAUAAAUUAUAGCAGAGAGUUGCCGAGAGUUUAUUGUUGUUCAAUUUACAUGUGUAAUAUCUGUCGUACUUAAUUAUUAUUCACCAGUAA
This is a messenger RNA of Daucus carota subsp. sativus, 1742 nucleotides long. RefSeq names its product cytochrome P450 CYP71D313. The transcript has 2 exons. Lineage: Eukaryota; Viridiplantae; Streptophyta; Magnoliopsida; Apiales; Apiaceae. Gene Ontology annotation, molecular function: monooxygenase activity; oxidoreductase activity, acting on paired donors, with incorporation or reduction of molecular oxygen; heme binding. Bases 84 to 1613 code for a protein of 509 amino acids. The record is from RefSeq and is a predicted model, not a curated record.